GCCUGGAGUCCCCGCUGACGGUGGAGUUGGAGCAGUUAUCGCCCGUGGGAUUGCAGCAGCUUCUUGUUGUCUCCACGCACCGCGCAGGGCUUCUCCCGGUGGCGCUGCGAGUUCGGGGGUCGGCAGCCAAGCACAGGUUUCCUAAAAGACAGAAAAAUGGAGGAAUCAGUAAACCAAAUGCUACCACUGAAUGAGAAACAGAUAACCAAUUCUGAAGAUGGAUAUGUAUGGCAAGUCACUGAUAUGAAUCGACUACACCGGUUCUUAUGUUUUGGUUCUGAAGGUGGGACUUAUUAUAUCAAAGAACAGAAGUUGGGCCUUGAAAAUGCUGAAGCUUUAAUUAGACUGAUUGAAGAUGGAAGAGGAUGUGAAGUGAUCCAGGAAAUAAAGUCAUUUAGUCAAGAAGGCAGAACCGCAAAGCAAGAGCCUAUGCUCUUUGCACUUGCCAUUUGUUCUCAGUGCUCUGACAUAAGCACAAAACAAGCAGCAUUUAAAGCUGUUCCUGAAGUUUGUCGCAUUCCUACACAUCUCUUUACUUUUAUCCAGUUUAAGAAAGAUCUGAAGGAAAGCAUGAAAUGUGGCAUGUGGGGUCGUGCCCUCCGGAAGGCUAUAGCAGACUGGUACAAUGAAAAGGGGGGCAUGGCCCUUGCUCUGGCAGUUACAAAGUAUAAACAAAGAAAUGGCUGGUCUCACAAAGAUCUAUUAAGAUUGUCACAUCUUAAACCUUCCAAUGAAGGACUUGCUAUUGUGACCAAGUAUAUUACAAAGGGCUGGAAAGAAGUCCAUGAAUUGUAUAAAGAAAAAGCACUUUCUGUGGAGACUGAAAAGUUGUUAAAGUAUCUGGAGGCUGUAGAGAAAGUGAAACGCACAAAAGAUGAGCUGGAAGUCAUUCAUCUAAUAGAAGAGCAUAGAUUAGUUAGGGAACAUCUUCUAACAAAUCAUUUAAAGUCUAAAGAGGUAUGGAAGGCUUUGUUACAAGAAAUGCCUCUUACCGCAUUGCUAAGGAAUCUAGGCAAGAUGACUGCUAAUUCAGUGCUUGAACCAAGAAAUUCAGAAGUAUCUUUAGUAUGUGAAAAACUGUGUAAUGAAAAACUAUUAAAAAAGGCUCGUAUACAUCCAUUUCAUGUUUUAAUUGCAUCAGAAACUUAUAAAACAGGUCAUGGUCUCAGAGGAAAACUAAAAUGGCGCCCUGAUGAGGAAAUUUUGAAAGCUUUGGAUGCCGCUUUUUACAAAACAUUUAAGACAGUGGAGCCAACUGGAAAGCGUUUCUUGCUGGCUAUUGAUGUCAGUGCUUCUAUGAACCAAAGAGUUUUGGGUAGUGUACUCAAUGCUAGCACAGUUGCUGCAGCAAUGUGCAUGGUUGUCACACGAACAGAAAAAGAUUCUUAUGUAGUUGCUUUUUCAGAUGAAAUGGUACCAUGUCCAGUGACUACAGAUAUGACAUUACAACAGGUUUUAAUGGCUAUGAAUCAGAUCCCAGCAGGUGGAACUGAUUGCUCUCUUCCAAUGAUCUGGGCUCAAAAGACAGACACAGCUGCUGAUGUCUUCAUUGUCCUCACUGAUAACGAGACUUUUGCUGGAAGUGUCCAUCCUGCUAUUGCUCUCAGGGAGUAUCGAAAGAAAAUGGACAUUCCAGCUAAAUUGAUUGUUUGUGGAAUGACAUCAAAUGGUUUUACCAUUGCAGACCCAGAUGAUAGAGGCAUGUUGGAUAUGUGUGGCUUUGAUACUGGAGCUCUGGAUGUAAUUCGAAAUUUCACAUUAGAAUGUGAUUUAACCAUAAGCACCAGCAUGAUCUAGGAGGUCUGUUGCCAUCAGUGAUCUCGCUAAAAAUAUGUAGCUACUUCCCAGCUAAUCUUAAUCCAAUGAAAGAUGAUAAAAUGAUAGUAUAGUAUAUGCAUAAUGGAAAAUUUACCUUACCAAAAAAACAAAAAAAAAAAGGAAAGAAAAAAAAAAGAUGAGCCCAAAGUUCUUUCUGUCUACUAAACUAGCUCUUGGGAAAUAGCUUCAGAAUGCACUGUAGCUCCCUCUAUCUAACAGAGAACUUCAUGUUGAUAGACACUGUAAAAUAGUCAAAGAGUUUUGCUGUGGUGAAUAAUCACGUUUUUACUGAAAAGAAGUGAGAGCCAAAAGUUUAAGUAGUUCCAUGUCAUGUCACUUGUUUGAAAAGUGCUUAAAAGUUUUCUUAAAUAUUUGCAUUGGGAAAGGACAGCUGUGAUAAUGUCCAAAUACUCUGAAAUGCACUGGACCAUGUUACUGUGAUGGAAUAUGAAAUUCAUCUGUAAAUUUUUAUAACAAGGGGUUUAAAAAAAAAGACAUUUGAUUAAAUUAUGAACAAGUUUUAAAAUUCCUUGGAGUUUUCUAAGAACACAUAAAUAGCAGCUUUCUUACUCCGUGAAAAAGAUACUUUGAAUCUGUUAUUUUAUUUACAUUUGUAGGAUUGUUACAUUAACCAGAAAAAUAGUGGGAAAGCCCUGAGAAAAAGACACUAAAGUUUGUGUCAGCUGAGGAAGUCUGUUUGGUUUGCUUUUUGUAUGUUUUGGUCCAUUUUAUUGCUGAGAGUGGGGGCAUGACUUCACAAUUUGUGCUGAAAUACAACAACGUAGCCACGUGUA
Messenger RNA from Ailuropoda melanoleuca (giant panda), 2612 nucleotides. It is a transcript of the gene RO60, whose product is annotated as Ro60, Y RNA binding protein. The record is from RefSeq and is a predicted model, not a curated record. Lineage: Eukaryota; Metazoa; Chordata; Mammalia; Carnivora; Ursidae. The transcript is spliced from 9 exons. Bases 157 to 1797 code for a protein of 546 amino acids. Gene Ontology annotation, cellular component: ribonucleoprotein complex. Gene Ontology annotation, molecular function: RNA binding.